AUGCAUCGGAAAUACGGGCCAAUUGUUCGCAUCAACCCACAUGAGCUUCACGUAUGCGAUUCCGAAUUUUACAAUACUCUCUACGUCUCCGGAGGCAUUAGCCGCAAGCGUGACAAGUGGUCCUGGGACACGAUCGGUGCUGGUGGCGUCCAAGACUCGUCUCUGUCAACCAUGGAACACAGUCUCCACAGGGUUAGGCGAUCUGCAAUUGCCCAGUUCUUUUCCACGCAAAAUGUCCAGAAGCUACAGCCCGUCAUCAAGUCGAAGGUGGAUCUUUUGAUUCGUAGGCUUGUCGAGAAUCGGGACCAAGGCGCCGUAACAAACAUACAGCAUGCUUUCUCCGCGCUCACCAAUGAUGUGAUUAUGGAAUAUUGCUUCGCGCAAUCAUACAAUCGUCUCGAAGCUAGCGACUUUGACCCUAGCUACAAGCACGCGAGUCACAGGGGUGUAAGACUAGCCCAGAUUGCCAAACAUGUCCAGUUACUGCGAUGGAUGGCCAAGGCAAUGCUGGCCCUUCCAGAGUCGGUGCUCGUCAAAUGCGGAUCAACGUUUGAGAUGUUUCUUGUUGAAAGAAAAAUCGACGACCUUCAACAACACGAAUCGAAAGACGCCAGUGCGGACGCCGCCCACUUGACAGUGUUUCGAGAAAUUUUGAACAGCAAACUUCCUCCGGAGGAGAAAACACCAGCAAGACUCGCCGCAGAAGCACAGGUUCUCGUCAGCGCCGGCACCGAGACAACGGCUAGGGCACUCACGGUAGCGCUUUUCAAGCUUCUGACCCACCCUCAACCUCUUGAAACCCUAAAGUCAGAACUGGAGACUGUCCAAGAUUCCAGCCUGUCCCUUGAACGACUUCAGCAACUUCCAUACCUGACCGGCGUCAUCAAAGAAUCCCUGCGUCUCUCUUACGGCGUGGUCGGGCGUCUCCAACGCAUUUGGCCCUCCGAAGACAUGACGUUCCACCACUGGACAGUUCCUGCGGGCACACCCGUUAGUAUGACCUCGUAUGAUGUCCACCACGACGAGGUCAUCUUUCCGGAAUCGCACCAGUUUCACCCAGAACGAUGGGCCAGUGAUCCAGGGUUAGAUAAGUACCUCGUAUCGUUCGGUAAAGGAUCCAGACACUGCGUCGGCAUUAAUCUCGCGAUGGCAGAAUUAUACAUUACUCUAGCAGCCCUAUUUCGCAGCUUCGGCUCUGAAAAGGUCCGGUGGCCAGGAGAUAUGGGACAGCUCAUACUGUUUGAGAGCGAUGACACUGACAUCAAAAUGAUUGGAGAAGUGCUACCGGAAGAUGUGGAUGUUGGCCUGUUUGACAUGGCCAAAAGCAACGAGACUUUUGGUGUUGGCGUGGGGACGCAACAAAGAAAAGACCGCUCAGUGGAGGUUGACGGGCAACUUUCACAAAUGGAGGCUCGCGUUCAAUAUUACUUGCACCGCUAG
Messenger RNA from Trichoderma aggressivum f. europaeum, 1440 nucleotides. RefSeq lists its product as uncharacterized. The transcript is spliced from 5 exons. Lineage: Eukaryota; Fungi; Ascomycota; Sordariomycetes; Hypocreales; Hypocreaceae. The record is from RefSeq and is a predicted model, not a curated record. Gene Ontology annotation, molecular function: oxidoreductase activity, acting on paired donors, with incorporation or reduction of molecular oxygen; monooxygenase activity; heme binding. Bases 1 to 1440 code for a protein of 479 amino acids.